AUGGGCUGUCCAGCACGCAUCUGCACCCCUGUUUUCCAGGACGGAAGUGUCGGCAGUGUUUGCGGUGAAAGGGAUCAGGAUGUGGUGAUCGAUCCUACCGACCCGGUGCGCCUGAGCCAGGAACAGGUCCCCGUGGAAACCGAAAUGGCCGCGACUCCGGAAAGCCCGGAUGCUGGCACCGCGCAGGCUGAAGCUCAAGAAGCUCAAGGAGCUCAAUCCUGCGAUGAAGACGAUGAUCCCAGUGAGGCAGUGGGUCAAAAGCGAGUCACCAUUGCCAGCGGGUCUUCCGUUUCGAACGUGGAUUCCCGCUUCACGCUGUACCAGACCUUGAGGAGCCAGGGCCAGCAUGAGGAGGCCGAGCGGGUGAAGUCCAUGAAGCUGCAGCACAUUGACCAGGAGCUCUUGGACUUGCUCGUCAAGUGGGACGAGACGGGCGACGGUCGCUUUGAGAUGUCUGAGGUCGUUAAGAUUGCCAGCUACUACAAGGACAAGCACACGCAAGUGAGGGUUCUCCAGAAGCGCAUCCUUGCGCUCAUCUUCGGCUUGCUGUUGAUUUUCCUGGGUGGUGUUGGUGGCAUCUUCGCCGUGGGCUUCGAGUAUUUCUUCCCAAUCAGAGCCAGUGAAGCUGACCCCGUGUUGCGCCAGAAGGACACCGGCCUCCCAAUCAGGACUGCGAGCUCGGACUUCGAACUGGUGGAUGGCAUGCUCCUGUCACGUCAGAGCGACGCGGAUCACAGUGACAACGGCCCGUCGCCUUUCGACAUUGUGAGGGUGGGUGUGAAUGUCCAGCGCAAGAAGAUCUCCAGCGGAUGUGCCUUCUCGGAAGAAUCCUUGCAGUCAUGGACCUCCGUUGAGAUCACCUGCAUGGAUCAGAAGGCCUUCUUUCCUGUUGGCAGCGCGAAGCUGCUGGCAAGCGUCUCGUGGAUCUCCACCGCUGGCUGGCUCGUCCGCCUGGAGCUGCAGAACAGUGGCACCAUCAUUCUGGACGGCGGCGCGGCCUACUUCGAUGAGGCGCUUGUUGGCCAUCUGGAGGCUUCUCGGAGUACUGGUUGUACACAGUAG
Messenger RNA from Symbiodinium natans, 1062 nucleotides. Lineage: Eukaryota; Dinophyceae; Suessiales; Symbiodiniaceae. The record is from the annotation of a GenBank genome assembly.